Messenger RNA from Xyrauchen texanus (razorback sucker), 3812 nucleotides. Its product is annotated as GTPase IMAP family member 8-like. Lineage: Eukaryota; Metazoa; Chordata; Actinopteri; Cypriniformes; Catostomidae. The transcript has 6 exons. Gene Ontology annotation, molecular function: GTP binding. The record is from RefSeq and is a predicted model, not a curated record.
UAAUGAACAGAGAGACGUCAGAGAAGAUGAUGAGCUGAAGACUGAAGAAACACACUGAACACAAUAUCAACAUGUCCAACAGAGACAGCACAGAUGUUUGCAGUCCUGUUCGCAGGAGAAAAUGGAGCAUAGAGAAACCUCCUGAAAUGUGUGAUUUGAGGAUUGUUCUGCUGGGGACGAAUGCUUCAGGAAACAGUCGAGUAGGAAACUUCCUGUUAGGAAGAGCAGCGUUUGAGACUGAAGAACCUCCAGAUGUUGUACAGAGAGUUGGAGGAAAACACAUGACAGUCAUCAACACUCCAAACAUCUCACUCCAUCACAUGACACAGAGAGUGAGAGAGUGUGUGUCUCUGUCUGCUCCAGGACCUCAUGUGAUCCUUCUGGUACUGAAACAUGAUCAGUGUUCAAGAGAAGAGAAAGAGUGUGUGGAGAUGCUGCUCAACUCUUUCUCUCACACUGUUUAUCAACACACCAUGAUGAUCACCACACACGAGUCACACACUCAAGUCAAUGACAUUAUACAGGAAAUCAUUCACAAAUGCAACGACAGACACUUCAGACUGGAGAGAAACAGCACUUCUGCUCAACUGAUGGAGAAAUGUGAAGAGAUUGUACACAGUAAUGGAGGACGACAUCUGAUCUGCACUGAAUGUGAGAGUGUGAAGCUGAAUGUGGUUGUGUGUGGCAGUGACAGACGAUUAAAAGCCUCCAUAUCAAAUCUGAUCCUGAAUGAGAGCGACAGAAGAUCAGAGUCCAGUUCAGAGUGUGUGAGGAUUGAAGGAGAGGUGUCUGGACGUCUGAUCACUCUGGUGGAGCUUCCAGCACUUUCUCAGCUCUCAGAAGAGGAAGUGAUGCGUCAAUCUCUCCACUGUGUGUCUCUCUGUCAUCCUGGAGUUCAUGUUUUCCUCCUCAUUAUUCCUGAUGCUCCAAUCACUGAUGAAGACAAAGCAGAAAUGGAGAAGAUCCAGAGAAUAUUCAGCUCAAGAAUCAACAAACACAUCAUGGUCCUCAUAAUGAAGAAUUCAGAACACACAACAGCAGAACUCAAUGAAGAAACAAAGUCUGUCAUUGAAAGUUAUGCAGGACGACAUCAUUUCUGUGGCCCCAACACACAAGUGUCCAUGUCGAUGGAGAAACUGGAGCAGAUGGUGAAAGCCAAUAAUGGAGACUGUUUCUCCACAGAGGAAUUUUGGGUUGCACAGAUGAAAAAACUGCUGAAAUAUGAGAUGAGGAAAAUCCACUCACUAGAGACGCCGUUUCAAUCAGAUUCAAGAGACGACACAAAGGAUAUGAGGAUUGUGCUGCUGGGAAAAACUGGAAUUGGAAAGAGUGCGACAGGAAACACCAUCUUAGGAAGAGAAGCAUUUAAAUCAGAAGCAUCUUUUGAAUCAGUGACCAGUGAAUGUCAGAGUGAAACAGCAGAAAUCAACGGCAGACACAUCACUGUAAUUGACACUCCAGGACUGUUUGAUACUGAACUCAGUAAAGAGAUCCAGAGAGAAAUCACUAACUGCAUCUCAAUGAUACUGCCAGGACCUCAUGUGUUUCUCUUAGUGAUUCCACUGGGACGUUUCACUCAAGAGGAGGCAAAAACGGUAAAGUCCAUUCAAGAGACGUUUGGUGAAAACUCUUUAAAGUACACCAUAGUGCUCUUCACCAGAGGAGAUGAUCUGAAGGAUAAAACCAUUGAAGAGUGUUUGAAAAAUGCUGGAUUUGUGAUUAGAAACCUGAUUGAACAAUGUGGAAACAGAUUCCAUGUGUUCAAUAAUAAUGAGACUAGAGAUCGCACACAGGUUUCUGAUCUACUGGAGAAAAUAGACGUCAUGGUGACAGAAAACGGAGGCAGUUACUACUCAUGUAAGAUGUUCAGACAGAUGGAGAGAGAUCAACAAGAAAAACAAAUGAACAUCUUGACCAAACAUGAAGAAGAGAAAGAGAGAAUGAUGAAGAUGAUGGAGGAAGAGAGACAAAAUCAAGACAAAGAGAAGAAGAAGAGAGAAGAUGAAUUUAAUGAGAGAGAAGUUCGAUAUAAAACAGAAAUAAAAGAGAAAGAAGAGCGUGAGUGAAAGAUGAGAGAGCUGAGAAGAGAUCGAGAGGAAUGGGAGAAACAGGAUGAGAAAAUGAGAAAGAAAGAACAGGAAAUAUGGAAUGAAUAUGAUAACCUUGAGAGAGAGAAAAUAGAAAGAGAGAGAAGGUCUUCAGAAAAAGAUGGAGGAAGAAAGACAGAAUUAUGACAGAAAUGAAGAGAAACAAAAAACACAUAAAGAAGCAAUUUGAGGAUGCACCUGGAGAAGUCAUUUCAACAAAAAGAUCUUUGAACAACUUGAGGAGUUUGCUGUUGUUCAGGAAAAUGUGGUCCAACUUAUUAACGAUUUUUAAAAGUAAUUGGAGCCUCUGCAGGAAAUCACCCUGAAGUCCAAUCUUCUGUCCACCCUUGACUACGUUGAUCUGAUUAUUGAGUCUGAGAAACAACAAGCCAAACCUGGAUUUCAAGAUUGUAUCAAGUCUUUAAUGGAAGAAGGCAGAGAUCAUCAUAGGAGAAAUGCUUCCAGAUAAUUGGAGAACUUACAAACUCCAGAUAGAAAGUCGUGUACAAUAAUUAAUAUAAGAAUUGUAACUAAAUUAGGGGAAAAUAAUUAAGAAGAAAAGUCCUACUUUUAGAAUAUAAGAAGCCUUUAUUUUGGUCACAUGUUAUACAUAAAUUCUUUGCAUAUAUACAGUGAAAUUCUAAAGCUAAGCUGGGGUCAGAGAGCAGGGUCAGCCAUGAUACGGUGCCCCUGGAGCAGAUAGGGUCAAGGGCUUGAACGCCCGACCUUCUGUUCAGUAACCCAGAGCCUUAAAUACUGCCCAUCUUUUACUUACAUGUCAGUUAUUUUAUAUAUUUUACCCUUAUCAAUAAUUACCUAUCGACUUUUGUCCAAUAUGGCAUCAGAUUCCUGUCUCUUUACAUGACUAAUUUUACUGCUAUCUUGGGAAUGGACUUCUUUUUUAACAUUUUUACAUGUAGGUCAUAUUUCUAUGGUAGAUACUUUUCUUAUAUUUUCAGUUGAUAGAAGAAUAAAUCAUGAUUAUAAAAUUAUUUAAAAAUACAGAUUGAUUCUGAAUUGAAAAUAUAUGAAGAGAAAAAAAUUAUUUAAAUAUUGUUAUAAAUCUUAAUACUGUUGUCUUGCUUCUAAUGGUCAUGGUGGAAACAAAGCUUUUUGAAACUACAAAUCAAUUGAUUGAACCAUUUAUAUUUUGCAAAAUGAUUCCGUGUUUCAAAGUGUUUCAUCUGUUGGUCAAAACAGUGUAAAUGCAACAAGAAUGCUGGAAAAAAAUGAGAGUUUACAUGCACACCAAUAUGUUUAUUAAUCCCAAAAAUCAUCUAUUUUAAGAAAUCUUGCAAAGCAAAGAAUUCAACAUGACAUUUGAAAUAAUCCUGUUAAUUUCUGCUUUUGACAUCAAAUUGUGAAGAGUCAUGUUCACGACACGUGUACACAUUUUAUAAACACAUAAGAAUGCAGAUUAAGGUGUUUACAUGCCAUGCGAAAUCACCGUAAUGGGCAAAAUCUACAUGUAUUGACUGGUGAAAGGAAAACCGUUUAUUGCAUUAAUGUAGUAGGUCCCACCCAAUCCACUCCUAGCGGGCUUAGAACCUGCGUCAUGGAAAUCAGGCAUGCUAACAAGGAGGCUAAAGGCUACAGCCUCUAGAGUCUGUCACUAGCGCACCUGACUCCCAUGCCAGCGAUGCAGGUUCAAAGCCCGCUCAAAGCAAAUGACUUUGUACAAACCAAUUGCAAAUGUUUUAGUGAAAGUGUAAUCUGUUUAAUGUA